Owenia fusiformis is the source of this 2381-nucleotide messenger RNA. The record is from the annotation of a GenBank genome assembly. Lineage: Eukaryota; Metazoa; Annelida; Polychaeta; Sabellida; Oweniidae.
AUGCCAGGAGGAAAGAAAAAAUUAUACGCAGUAGCACGGGGCCUUAAAUUAGGAAUAUUCGAAGAAUGGUCAACUGUAGAGAGACUUACGAAAAAAGUCAAAGAUUGUAGAUUCAAAUCCUUUAAUGGACCGGAUGCUUUUGGAGCAGCUAUAGGCUUUUUGAAAAUAAAUGGAGUAACGUUUGAUAUCAAAGAAUGUGAGCUAAAUAAAGAGUUUGAUCCCGUAGAAUCAGAACACGAAACUAGUUAUAAAGCUAGAUUACGUGGCCAUGUGGGUGAAAAUAAGCAGGAAGAUACGAUCACAAUUGAAGUAGAGAAUACAGAGGAUGAAGAAUGUAUUGAAAUUGAGGUGGAAAAUAAAGCAAAACAAGGUGAUGACGAUAUAGUAAAUAAGGAUGAUGAGAAGAAUGUGACAACAGGGAGUAAACAUGAAGUAAAUAAAGUUAUUGAACGUGAAAAUACAAAAGAAAUUUCAAGAGAAAGCCCGAAUGAAGGAGAAAAUUGCAAGGGGAAUAUCGAAGAACAAUGCAUCAAUCGUAUGAAUACUUUAGAGGCAAAUAUGGUUGUAAACAAUAUGGAGACUAGUUACAUGAAAGGACAAAUGAACGAAAUACAAAAAUCGUUAAAUGAAAUAUUGCCAACGUUGAAAAGUAUGACAAUAAUCAAAAAAGAUGUACUAGAAAAUGAGAAGAAAAACAAGGAAAUAGAAACGUACAGAUCCAAAUUUGAAAAAUUGAGUAUUGAAAACGAAACUUUGAAAGGUAAGCUGAAACAAAAAGAGAUGGAAUACGACAUAUUAGAAUCUACAAAAGAAAACAUGGAAAAAGAAAUGGAUGAACUUCAAGUACAGUUUAGGAAGAAAGAUAAAGAGGUCAGAGAUUUACAGCGUAACAAAGAUGAAAUAGAGGAUAGAAUUUGUGUUCGUAUAGAUGAGAUUGAAGAACUCCUGCAAACGAAGGAAAAGACGCUCAUCGAAAAAAAUGUUAUAAUCAAGGAAAAGGAGAAAAUGAUUAUAAGAUUAGAAGACAGGUUAGAAAAUAUGAAGCUGGAGUAUGAAAGAAAUGGAGAGCAAUGGAAAACAGCACAAACAAAAAAACAAACAGACGAACAUAUGUAUGCCAAUGAUACAGCGAACAAGAAAGAGGGAGAUAGCAGGGAGGAAUCCAGUUUCAUUUUCACACAUGAUUCAAUCGCCAAAUAUCUCGAUAUCAGACGAUGGGCUCAAGAUCUGAGACUGGACUCUCACAAUGUAAAACAAUACGCUACAUAUACGUUACAGGGUACAAAAGAAAAACUCGAAAAUGUCCGUACCACAGUUACCACUAACACAACGAUAGUAAACCACACGGGAAUAAACGACAUAAGACAGCAUGGAAGCCCAGAAACGGCUGCAGACGAAUAUAUAGAAUGGGCGAGAAACACGGCAAAAGACUGCAAGAAUCUCAUUAUAUCUUUACCAUGCCCGACGGAAGAUAGACGAUUAAAUGAGGACAUCGCAAUAUUUAAAGAUCGUAUAACCCAGGGACUUAAGAACACUGAAAAAGUACAUUUCAUUAUGAACCACGAAUUUGGAGAUAAAGAUGGCUUUCUAAACCGACAAUACAAAGAAUUCGGGAAAACACACUGCCAUUUGAAUAAAUACGAAGGGACAUACUUAUUAGCCGGCAACAUCAAGUACAAAGUACAAUAUGUGAUGGGUAUCCCGAGAGUUAAAAGGGAUAGUGCACAAAACAGGCGACAGUUCAUGGACAAUGACACGAAAAACAUACAACCUUUCACACACAGAUGGGAGGUAGACCGAAAUAGGGGGAGAAACACCAAUGAAGAUAGAAGAGGAGAUACGAUAAACGGUAGAUGGCCCAACGAUCGAGAAAAUAGAUCUGACAAGAGGUUUGAUAGAACCGAGCACGUAUAUGAGAGUCGCGACGAGUGUCAAGGCCAGGGUAGUUUAGAUCUCUUGAUUGAAGCUCUAAAUAAGGUUGUACAGAACAGGCGCUGAAUAUACAAUAAUUCAGUGCUACGUUAAGAACGAUAUUCAGUUCUGACAUGAAAGACAAACAUGUUAUAGUUAUUUUUUAUUUUUUGUUUUUGUUUCUAUAGCUGUAAGGUUUAUUAAGAUAUAUUCGAUGCAUGACUUUAUUAAGUAUAAUUACAGUUGAUUUGCAUGAAAACUGCAAGUGUGUACUUGAAAAGAAAAAAGUAUAGUUGUACUUGAAAAGAAAAAGUAUAGUUGAAAAACACUUCAUGAGUAGAUUUUCUGGUUAGCUGAACAUAAUAACAUAUAUUCAUAGUUUAUAAUAGAACAGACAUGGUUAUAUCUAACGUCGAGGUAGCAUCAUAUAAUGUACAUGGUCUCUUUAAAAGGGAGGAUGGAAGUCGAUU